Messenger RNA from Dreissena polymorpha, 2292 nucleotides. Its product is annotated as centlein-like. The transcript has 5 exons. The coding region runs from base 526 to 2244 and encodes 572 amino acids. NCBI's taxonomy places the organism in Eukaryota, Metazoa, Mollusca, Bivalvia, Myida, Dreissenidae. The record is from RefSeq and is a predicted model, not a curated record.
CUCUCCAAAUUAUUCAAUCGUUUCGCGUUGCAACGCUUUAUAAUUUUUAGGUUUUAUAAUCGUCAAAAGAUGCAUAUAAUGGCUAUAUUAGAACAUGGUAAAUGUUCAGUAUUACUGUUUCCUCACAAAUAUCAUAACUAAAACGAAAAUUUGCGAAUCUGAAACAACUUUUUUCAAUUUUGUCAAUUUACCAAAGCGUGAAAAGAUCCCUUUAAAUGCUCGUCUUCAGAUACGACAGUCUUACUGAUAUCAUGCGAAAAAUUAGCCAUUUGGUUUAUUCAUUGUGCAAAAUAGCACAAGCGCCCGUUAAAUAAAUACUUAUUUAUACGUUUGGAUGCGCUCGGCCUAUUAUAUUGUUAUUAAACGUACGCUGUAAAGCCGGUUAGAUUUGUUAUCGAUAAACGACCAAAACAAAUUCAUAAAGCGGAGAUUGUGUAUUUGUAUUGUCUUUUCACCACUGAGUAUAACCAGUAAACAAUUGGGAAAGUGGUAUGAAACUAUCAAACAUAUUUUGGAAGUUAAGAUAUGUCAAUAACGGGAAGGUCACAGGAUCUAAGUACCAAGCCAAUAUCUUGGGAAGCACUUGAAAACCCGGUCCCGAUCGGGUCCUUUGUGUCUAGUGGUGUAUCUACGAGUGCUAAAAUACCGUCCAGGAAUAACUCUGAAUUAUCAGAAAGCAAGGAAAGAGAGGGGACAACAGAAAAGGGUUUGCCGGAACAAGAAGACGAGGAAACGAAACAAGACAAAGGAAACGAAAGCGACCAAGAGAUUGAGAACACAGAAAAUAACAUUCAAAAUGGCACACACUUUUUUAAAGAUGAACUAAAAGAGAACACAGUAGACACAUCACAAUAUAUGCUCCAAACCGAGGAAAAUAAUCACACUGAUAUAGAAGGUAGCUUAGUAAGUUUGCAUACCGACCGCGAAAACACAGAUGACACUGUCAUUACAAGUGCAAGUUUCGCGACGUACGUUUCGUCACAGCAUAAGACUGAUGAGUUUGAUUUGAUUGCAAACGAAUUUAGUCUUUAUGCUAAACAAUCUAGAGUACAGAGAAGGGAACAAAUACCAGAAAACAAUUUAGAAACUGAGUUUUCACAUCCACCGCCGCGAUAUUCCCAGUUGUCCAAACCGCUUGAAGAACAAGAAGUUCAUGAAAAAGAACAGGUUGUUGCAGAAAACACAAUGGCUAACGUUCUUGCGAACGAAUUGCCUUCAAAUGAACAUGGAAGGGCAGAAACAGUCCAAGAGACAUCUCGUACCAACGGCAGAAAACAACCUCGUUACACGCCAAAGCAGACAGUUCAUAAAACAACAACCACAAAGACAGUUCAAAUAGCAAAACCGAAAACAGACCAAACGUCAAAGUCAAAUCACCACGAACUUAUAAAUGGACAUGGGUACGAAAAUCCUCCCAUCCGCCAGUCUUUCGACACAAGCGUCAGACCGGUACCCGUGGGAGGGGAUAGGUCAGACGUUGAAAAUGUUACACGGCGAAGUGCUCACUCGGAACAACCGACGGUCAGCGUUCGGUCUCCAAACGGAUUGAGACCUUCGCCAAGGCCUAGCGACAAUGGCCUGACACAGUCACUGAUUUUGGAUCUUCUUUCGAAGGGUCUAGGAACAUUUACCAAGGACAUGGCUGAACUAUUAGUUGAGCAAUUAAAGGCUGAGCAUGAAGCACUUGCGAAUCAAGUUGGGUUACGAGUAAAGACUGAAGCUAUUGAAGAGUUAUCCACUCUGCGAAAAGAAGUACAGGAAUUGAAGGAAGAAAACGGAUCUUUAAUGGCGAGCAUUGAAGGUCUUAAAAUCGAUAAUAUAAAAGAAAGGGAGCAAAUCAAACGCGAAUUUGAAAAGGAUCGCCUCAAGCGAGUUAAUGAUGUAGAAGAGAAAAACGAACGAAUUUCCGCUCUAGAAAAGGAAAACCAAACUCUGCAAGAACAAGUAAAAGAAAAGCAAAGACAAACAAAGAUUGCUGAAAAGAAGGCAAAAGUCUUUGAAGAUAAACUAAAGAAGGCAGAAGAGGAACACAAUGAGAAGAUAAAAGAAUUACAUAAAGAGUUGAACAAAGCCAAAGGAGAACUCUUGGUAUUUCGAUCCAAAAAGAGGAUCAAGUCUUCAAGCACAGAUAACGAACGGCCUAAGACAUUUCUCAUAUCACGUGGCGGUGCAUCCGCCGGCCGACGAGGGACGAAGAUCCCGCCACUACCGCCUACGAUUCCUUAUCAAGAAGGUGACCCUUAGUAACAUUAAAUAGUGAACUUGUGAAGCGAUUUAAUAAAUUUUUACAAA